AUGGGAGGCGCAUCGUUCCAGGUCGGGUUGCUGGCCCUCCUGGUCAGUGCGGCCAUCGCACGACCAGCCAACUCUGGUUCCAUCGCAGACGUUGAUUGCAACGGCCACGGGAUCUUCUAUCAGGAGGAAGCGGCCCUCGGGGUCACAGCCUGUGCCUGCUUUCAAUGCUACACCGGCCCACAUUGCUCGACCCUCCGCGGCAACUGCUCGCUCGAGACGCGCGUGGCUGAAGCCGCCCUCUUUCAAACAUGGUUUGAUCACGUCGAUGCUGAUCUCAGCAUCACCGUGCAGCGUGACUACCACCUGCCAUACAUGAAGACGCCGCGCAGCUUUCCCCCAAACGCCGAUCCCAGCGACUACGACAGCCUAUCCCUCCUCCUCAACUCCAGCAUUCAUCGACUCCAUCAGCGCGUGGGCAACGUGGACACUUCUGGCAUGACCCUCUUGAUUGGUGCCGGGGGUGUCCAGCUCAUCGAUGCCGCCCUCUAUGCCUUGACCCAGCGCAAGCCUCAGCCCGAGUACAUGCAUGUUUAUGCCCAACCCCCCUUUUAUCCACACUUUCACCAAGCCUCCAAUAUCAACCCUCUCACAAACUUUACCCAGGAUCUGACAUCCCUUGAUCGCAGCACGCUCAUCGAGGUCCUGACCACGCCCAACAACCCGGACAACGAGCGCAAGUACCCCGCCGCGCCCGACGCUGCGGCCCGCAUCACUGACCUGGUCUACUACUGGCCUCAGUACCUCGACAUUAAUGAAACCUUUGCCGAUGAUUUGAUGAUCUUCUCGCUCUCCAAACUGGCUGGCUAUGCCGCUUCACGCAUUGGCUGGGCCUUUGUGCGAGAUAGUCAGGUGGCUGCAACCAUGAGCAAUUACAUGUGGCUACAAUCUACCGCUCCCGCUGUGGAAGCGCAGCUGCGUGCCGUCAAGCUUCUUGAUGCCAUCGUUGAUCAGAAAGACGUCAAUGGCCUCGACUUUUUCACCGCCUCCCGCGCCUUGCUGUCGGAGCGGUGGCGGCAGUUGCGCUCCCUCUUCACCGCCUCUGACAGCUAUCGUCUGGCGGGCCAGGACGGAGGUUUGUUCAUGUGGAUUCAAUGUCUUGAUCAGCAAGACCAACUUGACUGCGCCGCUCCUUUUGCCUCGGUGGGCAUCACCACCGAGACUGGCGUCCCCUAUGGCAGCGAUUCCAGCCACCGCGCCCAAGCGAUCGUGCCCGCUAGUACCCAUCGGGGGGACAACUACUGGCAAAUGACCCGUCGCCUCAACGCAUAUCUUCCUCGCUAUGCUCUGGACCGACAUCAACUCAUCGACUGUGAUGGUCUGACCGUUGAUACCCUGCACAUGGUGGAACGUGCUUUGCGUCCUCACCAGGCCCAGGCACUUCAAAGCCUGUACGAGGACCGAAAUGAUCCGCGCCGUUGGGCCAUCACGGACGACCUCGAGCUUCAGCAGGCACGCGAAGUCGAGGUGGCAGCCACGUCCGCCGCCUCACACGACGUGGUUCGAGAUGGCCUUUGCCAUCGCGUCGUCAUGCAAUACGUGCACCACGUUCCCACUCUGCGUCUGGCACAAUUAGAUGCCCUUCCCCUACCGCGACUACCCGUGCGUGAGCUUGCUCCCAGUGUGCUCGCGGCCGCAACGCCCGAAGCCCACGAAGUCUUGCACAAUACCACCCAAUGCUUCAAGUGUCACCUUGUCGGCAACGCAACGGACGCUGCAGCCCGUGAGACGGACUUUGAGGCAGGGAUCCAAGCUCCAGCCUCGGGCAGCGCAGACCCGGUGGUACCUGACUGGCCGCGCGAGUUUGAUGUUCGUUUUGGUCUCUACGCCAACACGAGCACGCAGUCGUUGCAAAACUCGACCUCGCACAUGUAUUGGAACUACGACGUGCCUUCCAUGCACAUCCAGCACAGCGAAUGCCCCCCCGACUUCUUGCCGCAAAUCCCUGGCAGCAUCACGGCUGCCUGCAACCUGACCUUCCAUCUGGACGGCCUGUGGAUCACCUGGCACAACGCUUCGCAGAGCACCACGGACACGCCUCAUUGCUGUCAAGUCAUUGCAGCAGACAUGACGGACAACCUGGGUCUCAAUGAGCUGGGCGGGUUUGACUACCUUGGUAUGAUGUAUACGACUGAUCUCUGGGGUCGAGAGUUGGCAGCCCAGGCCUGGACAAACGGGGCCCAGUUUCCUAUUUCUCCAGGCUUUCACAUUAUGAUCGACCCCUCGUCCAACGAGGAUGUGCACUACUACAAUGGUGGUGCAUAUCAGCUGGAAUGGGCCCUGGGCCCGCGCAACGUGGCUCCGCAGCCCCGUGAGCUUUUUGAGUUGCCUCCGACACCCGAGUGUUUGCAAAUGUGCACACACGACAUGCCGCGGGUACCCCUGCCGCAGCCCCGUUUCUGA
Monosiga brevicollis MX1 is the source of this 2400-nucleotide messenger RNA. RefSeq lists its product as uncharacterized. Gene Ontology annotation, molecular function: transaminase activity; carbon-sulfur lyase activity. The record is from RefSeq and is a predicted model, not a curated record. The transcript has 5 exons. The coding region runs from base 1 to 2400 and encodes 799 amino acids. Lineage: Eukaryota; Choanoflagellata; Craspedida; Salpingoecidae. Gene Ontology annotation, biological process: amino acid metabolic process.